AUGUUUGUAUGUCCGGGAGGAUAUUUGUUGUCGCCGCCUUCUUGGCCUAGAAAAAAAGACCUGUCAGUACUAUGGGUACGCGUAGAUCAGGGUGAGUACACCGGUAUCUACGCAUGCCUAUACAGGUCUCAUAGCGGUGACGAGGACACGACUCGUCUGUUUGAGCACCUUCAAAUCACGUCUGAUAAAGUUCUCGAGCAAUAUCCCUCCGCGAAUUUAGUGAUACUUGGAGACUUUAAUGCCCAUCACACCGAGUGGCUCCGUUCUCGAAUCACUGACCAUGCGGGGAGAACUGCUCACGAGUUUGCCCUGGCCUAUGGAUUCUCACAACUGGUUCAUUCUCCAACGAGAAUACCAGAUAUCGAGACCCAUACGAGCUCCUUACUGGACCUUCUGCUGACUACAGGUCCGGACGAAUAUUCAGUCACCGUGGAAGCGCCUCUUGGUUCUUCGGAUCACUGUCUUAUUCGAUCCCAAGUACAGUGCACACAACCUGCCACACACCGAACACCUGGUCGACGUCGCAUGUGGCAUUAUAAGUCAGCAGAUUGGGACAGAUUGCGAGAAUUUUACGCGUCGUACCCAUGGAAGCAGCACUGCUUUGCAUCAGAAGACGUCGAUACCUGUACAGCCGCCGUUACUGAAGUCAUACUUGCGGGUAUGGAAUGUUUCAUUCCAAAUCUGCUUGUUGCUUCAGGGGCGAAAAAGCGACCGUGGUUUAAUAGGUCAUGCAGAGAAGCCAGACAGGCUAAAGAAACUGCUUAUCAGGCUUGGACCACGGCUCGUUCCAACAGGGAUGUUGGCGUAUCUGAUGCGAGGCGGAAUUUAAAUGCUGCGUCCAGGUUUAGUAAAAGAGUAAUUGCUAGAGCCAAAUUCGACUUCGUCAGCAAAAUUGGGGAGCGAUUAGCCCGUCAUCCUUCUGGAAGUCGAGCCUUUUGGUCCCUUGCUAAGGCUGCCGAAGGUAAUUUUAGUCAGUCGUCCUUACCACCACUACGGAAGCCGGAUGAUAACUUGGCACAUAGUGCAAAAGAGAAGGCCGAUUUGUUGUGCGCUCUUUUUGCCUCAAAUUGGACUUUGGACGCCGGGGACACCAUAACUACUACCAUCCCAUGGUGUGGUAACUCUAUGCCGGAAAUAUCCGUAACACAACGGAGUGUCCGGCGAGAGUUGCUGUCUCUCGACGUCAACAAGUCGAACGGGCCAGACGGCAUACCGGCUUUGGUGCUAAAGAAGUGUGCUCCUGAGUUGUGUCCCGUACUCACGCGCCUCUUCGCGCUUUCAUACUCCUCUGGGCAAUUUCCGUCGUCAUGGAAGACCACCCUUGUGCACCCUGUGCCAAAAAAAUCGAGAGUACUCUCACCAGAGUCUCCGAUUGGGGGCGAUUGA
Achroia grisella is the source of this 1386-nucleotide messenger RNA. RefSeq lists its product as uncharacterized. The coding region runs from base 1 to 1386 and encodes 461 amino acids. The record is from RefSeq and is a predicted model, not a curated record. The transcript has a single exon. NCBI's taxonomy places the organism in Eukaryota, Metazoa, Arthropoda, Insecta, Lepidoptera, Pyralidae. Gene Ontology annotation, molecular function: catalytic activity.